AUGACGUGGCUAGAUGAGAUGGAUACAUUGGUCGAUAUUAGUGGGUGUGCUGAGCAAGAUGUUGUGAAGUAUGUUUCACAAUCGUUCAAGGGAGAAGCUCUAGCUUGGUGGAGGUCUUUAAUCCAAGCUACUAGAAAGAUUCCGUUAUACAACUUACCAUGGGCUCAAUUUGUUGCUUUGAUUAAGGAGAAUUUAUGUCCUCAACAUGAGGUUGAGAAGAUCGAGACCGACUUUCUGACAUUGGUUAUGAAGAACUUGGACUGCCAAGCAUAUCUCAUGAGUUUUAACACCAUGUCUCGAUUGGUUCCAUACUUGGUGAUACCGGAACCAAAACGUAUAGCCCGUUUCAUUGGGGGUUUAGCCCCGGAGAUAAAAGCUAGUGUGAAAGCCUCUCGCCCUACUACAUUUAGGUCAGUAGCUGAAUUGUCAUUAUCUCUUACCCUUGAUGCGGUCAGGAAGAGAUCGCUUAGGAAUUCUGAUGCUGGAAAGAGAAAACGUGGGGAUGAUAACUCACACCAUUCAGAAGAGAAGCACAAAGGGAACUAUGAUCACAAGAAGAGUUCAGGGUUCAAGAAAGAGGACCAACAGUCGGGUGAGAAGCCCAAAUGCAAGAUCUACAAGAAGGGUCAUCUAGGAAAGUGCAGGUAUGAAUCAAAAUCCCAAUCACAGCUUAGGGCUUGUGGGAUCUGUAAGUCUUCUGAGCAUAAGACGUUGGAUUGUAAGAAGAUUAAGGAUGCAACUUGUUACAACUGUAACGAGAAGGGGCAUAUCAAGUCUAACUGCCCAAAGUAUGUCAAGAAACCUGAGGAAAGCAAGAAGGCCAAUGCUAGGGUCUUUCAGAUGAAUGCAUAG
Messenger RNA from Helianthus annuus (common sunflower), 852 nucleotides. RefSeq lists its product as uncharacterized. Gene Ontology annotation, molecular function: zinc ion binding; nucleic acid binding. The record is from RefSeq and is a predicted model, not a curated record. The transcript has a single exon. Lineage: Eukaryota; Viridiplantae; Streptophyta; Magnoliopsida; Asterales; Asteraceae. Bases 1 to 852 code for a protein of 283 amino acids.